AUAGCAUAUCCUAUUCCUCAUAAAGGAAGCUUAUUCCGAAUGGUCACAAAAGCUUAGAAACAGAAGAAGAAGAUCUCAAACAUUUAGCAGUAAUAGCCAAGGUUUGUGAACAGAAUGGUUUAGUACUUCGAAAAGAAAAAAACAAAAAUGUUCCAAACAGAAAUUGAAUUUCUAGGAUCUACUCUUGGAAAAGGGAAAAUCCUGAUUCAAGAACAUAUCUUUGAAAAGAUAUCAAAAUUCAAGAAUGAAUUCUCUGAAGUAAAAGAUGUAAGAUCUUUUCUUGGACUACUUAAUGUGGUUAGAGAUUACAUUCCAAACUUAAGUGAUUUAGUUAGACCACUAACUAAAAAACUUAAAAAGGAUGCUUUUGAUUGGACACCUGACGAUACAAUCAGAGUAAAGAAAAUCAAAGCAUUAACAAAGAAUUUACCUCCAUUAGUUAUUCCAGAUAAAGAAGUUCAAUGGAAGGUGUAUUCAGAUGCUUCAGAUGAACGAUGGGGAGGAGUACUUGCAUUUUCAGAAAAUGAGGGAAAAGAACAAGUUACUAAAUUUGCCUCAGGAACCUUCACUGGUGCUCAGUUAAAUUAUUCCACUAAUGAAAAAGAAUUUCUUGCUGAAAAAAGAAUUUCUUGGCAGAUUGGCUAUCCAGGAAUGGAUAGAAUACUCAGAAGGCUAAUGGAUGCUGAAAAAAGGGUUAAGGAAUUAACUCUCCAAAACAAUCAUCUCCAAGAUGAAAAUACAGAAUUGCACCAACAGGUAGAAUUUCUAAACGAAAUACUCCUUGCAAAUGACUCUCAGAGUCCUGGUGAUGUUGCAUCACAACCGGCCAUAAUGGUCAAAAGUACUAGUGAAAGUCAUGAGGAUGACAAAUCACGGUCUUCAGAUUCAAGUCCUGAAGAUGGUACCCAAACAAGUAUCUUUCAUGAUACCCUUACUACUGGUCCAGUAGAAAAACAAGAUUGGUCUCGCACUGAUCUAAUCUCUUUUGAUAAGUCAAUUGACGAACUCAUUAGAGAAGCACAGUAUGCAUCCACACAGGAGCUUCAUUCACAACCAGAAGAGAUUUCCAGAUCAUAUGGACCCUACUCACCGAAAGACAGACAGGUAAAUAUUCUUCAAUCCUCUUUAGGACAAAAAUGGGCAGAUAUUGUCGAAAAAGAAGAAGCAGAGGCAUUAGAUGCCAAAGCAAAAGAAGCUGCUUUAAAAAAGCCACGAAAGCAGAAAAAAUUAAAAGUAAAGAAGAAAAGGCAAUAAUUGCAGCAUCUUUACCUCAAAAGACCAGCCCAAUAAUAAAAGACCAGGCUGAUA
This is a messenger RNA of Rubroshorea leprosula, 1308 nucleotides long. The record is from the annotation of a GenBank genome assembly. Lineage: Eukaryota; Viridiplantae; Streptophyta; Magnoliopsida; Malvales; Dipterocarpaceae.